Molecule: messenger RNA, 317 nt
Organism: Staurois parvus
Lineage: Eukaryota; Metazoa; Chordata; Amphibia; Anura; Ranidae
Source: the annotation of a GenBank genome assembly
UGACAAAAUGGAACCCACCAGCAGUGUGAGGAGACCUGAAAGUGGCACAUGGCAGAGUGUGGCGAUGGAGACAGCAGCAAUGGGAGGCCGUACAGGGACCCAUGACACACUCUGGACCUGGCAGCAGCAUGCAGGAGGCGGUACAGGGGCCCAUGGCAGAUUACGGGCCCUGGCAGCAGCAUGAGGAGUCGGCCAUAAAGAGGCCUAUGUUAAAAAGUCCCCCCAGCAGCAGUGUGGGGAGACGACUAUCAAGAGUCCAAUGGCAGAGUGGCGGAGCAGAAGCAGCUUCAAUUGAAGAAGAAGAGGAUGAGGGAUGA